Molecule: messenger RNA, 723 nt
Organism: Aspergillus fumigatus Af293
Lineage: Eukaryota; Fungi; Ascomycota; Eurotiomycetes; Eurotiales; Aspergillaceae
Product: putative GNAT family acetyltransferase
Molecular function (GO): protein N-terminal-serine acetyltransferase activity; protein-N-terminal-alanine acetyltransferase activity
Source: RefSeq, a predicted model, not a curated record
AUGUCCCAUCGGCCCCUGGGUCCAGUUGUCGCAUUGCCUCCGGCCCAACUGCCCUCGGAGGUUACCCUCAUCGGCCGCACGGUUGCUCUGACCAAACUAAGCGCAGACCACGCCGCUCAGCUAUUCCCUCUGGUCGGUGGUGACGAUGCAACAAAAAUCGCCCUCUGGGACUACAUGGCCGAUGGUCCAUUCAGCGACCCCAUAACUUUCCAAGAAGCAAUCGCGGCCAAAUCGCGGUCUUCGGAUCCGUUCUAUUUCGCUGUCAUAGACAUUCGCCAGAACCCCGACCCCGAGAAAGGACAUGCUGUGGGCUAUCUUUCGUUAAUGAACAUUGUCCCUCAGCAUCUCAGCAUUGAGAUUGGGAAUGUACUGUUUUCUCCAACGUUACAGCGGACGACAGUCGCUACCGAGGCGUUCUACCUUGCCCUCAAGUACGCGAUUGACGAUUUGGGGUUCCGCCGCGUGGAGUGGAAGUGUAAUGCGCUGAAUGCGCCUUCCAGACGGGCUGCGCUGAGACUGGGGUUUACCUUUGAGGGGAUCUUUCGGCAGCAUAUGGUGAUUAAAGGAAGGAAUAGAGAUACGGCGUGGUUUUCGAUGCUGCGUGAGGAAUGGGAAGGGGGUGUCAAGGGGGCUAUGGAGGAGUGGCUGCAGGAGAGCAACUUUGACGAAAGUGGUGGGCAGCAGAAGAGUCUUGAAGAGCUGCGGAUGGGAAGGCAGCCAUAA